CAGCGCGCCGCCCUUUGACGUCAUACGAAGGUGCCACCGGGUAUUUCAAAAUAAGCUCCUUGUACCAUUGCGCCAAGCGGCAGGAUGGUUCGUUCGGUGCCUCGGGCUGCUAUUAGAGCCGCUAUAAAGAAACGGCUUCCCGAUCUUCGUCUGGAGACUAACGUGGACCUGCUGAUCUAUUUAAACUGCGUGCUGUUUCUCCAAAGAUUGGCUACAGAAGCUCGACUAAAGGCUAUUGAGGAGCGAUGCUCUGUGAUCAAGCCAUCGCAUAUCAAAGCUGUGACAAAGAUGGUCCUGAAAAUGUCAAGAGGUUGAAAAUCAACUCUGGAUUGUAAAAUAAGAUGCCUCUGGAUAACAACAUCAUCUUGAAAACUGAUUUAUUUUCUUUACAGUUAAUUUUGAAUCUUUGGUAUCUGUAUAUGUUUUAUUUAUGAAUAGCCUGCAGUGUAGAUGAAAUAUGCCAUAGUCAGCUAAGCAAUAAUGCACUGUAUUUUAUUAUAAAGGUCUUGGUUUUUAUGUAUGUUUAUGUACAGCAAUAUGUGUAAAUUUUUUAAUUAAACAUUGUAGUUAACAUCA
Molecule: messenger RNA, 576 nt
Organism: Rana temporaria (common frog)
Lineage: Eukaryota; Metazoa; Chordata; Amphibia; Anura; Ranidae
Gene: CENPW
Product: centromere protein W
Exons: 3
Coding region: 85-315 (76 amino acids)
Biological process (GO): kinetochore assembly; chromosome segregation; mitotic cell cycle
Cellular component (GO): kinetochore; nucleoplasm
Molecular function (GO): DNA binding; protein heterodimerization activity
Source: RefSeq, a predicted model, not a curated record